Dioscorea cayenensis subsp. rotundata (Guinea yam) is the source of this 1093-nucleotide messenger RNA. Its product is annotated as protein usf. Lineage: Eukaryota; Viridiplantae; Streptophyta; Magnoliopsida; Dioscoreales; Dioscoreaceae. The transcript has 5 exons. The coding region runs from base 19 to 867 and encodes 282 amino acids. The record is from RefSeq and is a predicted model, not a curated record. Gene Ontology annotation, molecular function: hydrolase activity.
GAUAAAAAUAAAAAAACAAUGGCAUCGCUGUUGUUCAGAGCUGCUGCCAUUUCCUCUCCAUUCUCCAUCUCUGCGAAAGCAUACACCCUUGGUCGCCUCGCCAGGAGGACCCUCUCUCCCAUUCGCUCCAUGGCCAGCUCCGCUGCUGACGAGCGCUUCCAAAAGGUUCAGAUUCAAAGAGAUGAUACCGUAUUUGAUGCUUAUGUGGUUGGAAAAGAAAAUGCUCCUGGAAUUGUAGUUUUGCAAGAAUGGUGGGGAGUUGAUUUUGAGGUCAAAAACCACGCUUUGAAAAUUUCCCAGAUGGGACCUGGCUAUAGAGCCCUAAUUCCAGAUUUGUAUCGUGGAAAGGUUGGUUUGGAUGUUGCUGAGGCACAACAUUUGAUGGAGGGGCUGGAUUGGCCUGGUGCAAUUAAAGACAUACAUGCUUCAGUUAAAUGGCUUAAAGCAAAUGGUUCGCCAAAGGUUGGUGUCACUGGGUUUUGCAUGGGAGGUGCUCUGUCAAUUGCAAGUGGGGUUUUAGUACCUGAAAUUGAUGCUGUUGUUGCUUUCUAUGGCACUCCUUCAUCAGAACUUGCUGAUCCUUCAAAGUCUAAAGCACCAGUGCAGGCACAUUUUGGAGAGCUUGAUAGCUUUGUUGGGUUUUCAGACAUCACGGCGGCAAAAGCACUCCAGGAAAAGCUGAAUUCAAGUGGAGUUCCAUUUGAGGUUCAUAUUUAUCCUGGGCUUAGCCAUGCUUUCAUGAACACUUCACCAGAAGGCGUCCAACGGAGGAAGACAAUGGGUUCGAAGGAUGAGGACUAUGCUGCUGUGGACUUAGCUUGGUCUUGCUUUGAAUCUUGGAUGAGUAAACAUCUGCGCUCUGCUUGACCUGACCCGCCAUUCAUGCCUGUUGUGGCAUGCUGGUGUCUGCCUUAGGGCCGAGUUAUAUGCUGUUUUUAAAGUUAGUUAUGGAGAUCUGCUACAUGUUUGUGGACUGUCGGUACCUGUUGCUUUGAAUGUUAAAAAGAUGUUCACCACAAAUAAGUCUAUGGAGUGUCUCAGAUGCUUUUAUCAUGGUUCAUAUGACCCUUUGAAACGUAUCUUGAGCAUGCUA